AGGAGCAGCUGCUGUAGAGCACAUGGCUUUUUGUGAGGGAUUACCCCAGCUUAGGGAUAAGAACCCUUUGCUGAUUGGCCCAACUGAAAGCAUGCCACUUUGCCAGCUCAACAGGUUGCUUGCUUGGAAUUACACCUGUCCGAUGAUGGGUGCAAGUACCAGAAUUUCCGGCUGGUCGUGGCCAUGACUGUGCCUCGGAGUCAUGAGUGUGGCCUCAUGUAGGAUGUAAAUGGUGAGGAACCUGCGGUGUCAACUAACUAAAUGUAAGGGCAUUGGCUGCAGGCAGUUGUGAUGGUGCUUUACAGAGGACCGCGGCUAUUGGACUUGGCAAAGACUCCUGAACACCUCCAGUUCAACAAAUAUGUCCUGACAGGCUACCGGCCAGUGUCCACUGCUCAGGAGUGCCUCAGGAGCCUCUUCUAUAUGCACAAUGAGCUGGGGAACAUUUACACCCAUGGCAUCCCUUUUUUCCUUUUCUUGGUGCUGCUGCCUUUUAGUAUCCCCUGGAUGGAGGUGGACAGCAUGUGGAUCUGUGUGGUCCACUACCUGGCCUGCCUCUGCCCCACCGUGGGCUCAGUGGUCUACCAUGUGUUCAUGAACCACGUGGGGGGAGAACAUGUGUACGACAACCUGCUCUCCCUGGACAUGUUCGGGGUCUGCCUAGUUAACACCCUAGGGGCACUUCCCAUCAUCCACAUCACGCUUCUUUGCUACCCAGUUGUGCGAACGGUUGCCUUGCUGGCCUACAUCCUCCUGUCAGCCUACGGUAUCUACUCUGCCACCACAGCCCGCACUAAUGUCCUGCGCCUGCGGGCUUUUGCCUGGCAGGCCCUGUUCCGCUUCGGCCUCUUUCUGUUCCGGGUAUACGGCAGCGGGGUGGGCAGCCCCAACUCCCUGCGCCUCUUCGUCAUCAUGGACUCACUGGCCGUCCUGGGAGGGGUGGUCAACAUCAUACAGAUUCCUGAGCGCUUCUCCCCGGGCCUGUUUGACAACUGGGGCAACAGCCACCAGAUAAUGCAUGUCAUGGUUAUAUGUGCAAUUAUCUACCUGCAUUGGGGCACAUUGGAGGAUUUAGCCUGGAUUAAGAGCUACCAGUGUCCUACUGAGUGAUCGGAAGUGUAUCUGGUACAUACAUGGGUGAGCGCCGAUUGCUGAUAGAGAUGAGAUUUAGGAUUUGAUGGGGUGGGAGGGGUAUAAAAGUAUAAAGAGAGGAAAUGUUUGAAAAUGCACUUUAGAUCUAGCUGCUAAAAUGCUUUGCAGAGGGAAGUUUGCAAUGUGACAUUUUGCCAGAGCAGAAUAAAGAGGAACUUAACAGUGUUGUAACUGUGGAAUUCAGAUAUCCCUAUAUUAAAAUUAAAAAUCCUGAGCAUACUUGAUUUUUAGUUUGUUG
This is a messenger RNA of Acanthopagrus latus (yellowfin seabream), 1390 nucleotides long. Its product is annotated as progestin and adipoQ receptor family member 4. Bases 292 to 1110 code for a protein of 272 amino acids. NCBI's taxonomy places the organism in Eukaryota, Metazoa, Chordata, Actinopteri, Spariformes, Sparidae. Gene Ontology annotation, cellular component: membrane. The record is from RefSeq and is a predicted model, not a curated record. The transcript has 3 exons. Gene Ontology annotation, molecular function: signaling receptor activity.